Plectropomus leopardus (leopard coralgrouper) is the source of this 369-nucleotide messenger RNA. NCBI's taxonomy places the organism in Eukaryota, Metazoa, Chordata, Actinopteri, Perciformes, Serranidae. The record is from RefSeq and is a predicted model, not a curated record.
GGGUGUGUGUGUUUCUGCCAGAAACAGUGAUGGGCGACCAGCUGCCUCCACAGCGUGGGGGGCAGACUUCCACCAAGGAAAACCUCGCCGCUGUGAGAGAAACCGCCCACAGUGGUCUGAAUCCCAGAGGACAGUGGGCAAACAAGGCUGAGUUCCUCCUGGCCAUACUGGGGCAGAUCAUCGGUCUGGGCAACGUGUGGAGGUUUCCGUAUCUCUGCUACAAGAACGGAGGAGGUGUGUUCCUUAUACCUUACCUGUUGUUCCUGGUGCUGUGCGGCAUCCCCCUGUUCCUCCUGGAGACCUCACUGGGACAGUACACCAGCCUGGGAGGGAUCAGCGCCUGGAGGACUAUCUGCCCAUUAUUCGGAG